GUUAGAUCGAGUCGAAUAAAAUGCAAGUUAUUAAUUUUUAUUCGGUGAGUAUAUUUUUGUCUUACGUUAAAUUAAGAAUAGAUGCGACAAAUGUCGGAUUACAAAGUGUAUCUACUUUCGGUGUCUUACCUGGCAGUAAUAAACUACGUACUAAUCAAUCAAAAACAUUUGGUUUUUCACCUAAUAAUGGUUUAAUUCCUGAUUCUGGUGUCAGCAAAACUAAUCAACCGUUACAGUAUAAUGAUUUGAGUACUACAAGGAUAUCGGCAGUAAAUAAGCCUGUCAAAAAUGAAAUCGAUAAUUUAGCAACUACAUUCUACGAUAAUCCGGGUAAACCUAAUACAGUUUCAUUCAGGCUAUAUAAUGCCACAGCUAGUAUUUUCAAUUCUAUGUUAGAUAUUUGGUUAGUAAAUGAAGAGAAACUGGUAGAAGGGGCAAAAAGUGUGGGGAUUCCGGAAGAUAUUGUUUUAGCGGUAAAUGGUUCAAUGACUCAACUAUUUGCGUUUCAACGUAAUAACAAUGGCAUAAAAAUAGACAAUUUAUCAAAUUUAUUCUAUUACAUGUUUGACAUAAAACACAUGAGUGAAAAAGAUACCGAUAUUAACGUCAUUAAAGAUAAAUUAAUGAAUUUCAGUUCAAAAAUACAAUGUUAUGAUUGUUUGUUGAAUCGUGUUAGUGAAAGUGUGAACAGCGGACUUGAAAAUCUUAAAAAUAUUCUAAAUGAAUUAAAAAUUGACAAUUAUAAUUUGAGCUAUAUUAUAGUUAAUGUCGUGUUAAUGAAAAGCAUGAUGCUAAUAAACAAAUCAAACGGUGAACAUUUGAAUAAAAUGAUAAACGCAUUAUCUACAGAUUAUUUUAACAAAGUUAAAGCAGACCAAUACGAAAUACAAAGGUCUUUGAUAGACAAAAACCAUGUAGAAUUAAUUGGUAAUGUAAUGCCUAUUAUAUUCGGUGUGUUAUAUAACCACAUAGAGUUAUUAACUAAGUUGAAAGAACAUACAAUUAACGAAGAAGACGAGAACCAAAUUAAAUAUUUGAAUACAUUUUUUUCGGAUACUAUGAAUAUCUUCAUAAACCGUUAUUUCAUUUUCGGAUACGAGAUCAAAAACAAAAUUUCAGAUUUAAAAUCAGUAAAGCAAUUGUUACAAAUGUUAAAUCCAAAAGAUAUGGAUCCCAGAAAGACUCAAGAAUCAAAUAAAAAUAUGAUCACACCACAGUUUUUGGAAUUAACGGAAAUGGCGAUCGCUGAAAUAUUGAGUCUUGUUGGAAAAAGCAAUGCAGAAGAGUGGAAACAAAACAACAUUUUUAAAUGCGAUUACGAACAAAAUGAAGAUAAAGAUUAUUAUAUAGAAUUGUUAACUAAUAAUGCUGAUUUAUUGUAUUCGUUAUUAGAGGAAUUUGAAAAUAGUUUUUUAAAUGGAAUUGAAUAUAAAAAAAAACAAUAAUAACUAAUUAAAUUAUGG
Molecule: messenger RNA, 1463 nt
Organism: Melanaphis sacchari
Lineage: Eukaryota; Metazoa; Arthropoda; Insecta; Hemiptera; Aphididae
Exons: 1
Coding region: 21-1445 (474 amino acids)
Source: RefSeq, a predicted model, not a curated record